Molecule: messenger RNA, 5612 nt
Organism: Esox lucius (northern pike)
Lineage: Eukaryota; Metazoa; Chordata; Actinopteri; Esociformes; Esocidae
Gene: zeb2b
Product: zinc finger E-box binding homeobox 2b
Exons: 10
Coding region: 298-4074 (1258 amino acids)
Biological process (GO): regulation of transcription by RNA polymerase II; anatomical structure development
Molecular function (GO): DNA-binding transcription factor activity, RNA polymerase II-specific; RNA polymerase II cis-regulatory region sequence-specific DNA binding
Source: RefSeq, a predicted model, not a curated record
GGCGUAACACGUCAGUCCGUCCCCAGGUUUGUUUCCUGGAGUGUCUGAAAGAGAUCAGUUCUAACCUGCCCUAGCAGGAAUAACGGUCCUCCCGAACCCCUAUUUCUAAGGCUUUAUUAUCGUUGCAAGGAUCCCUGCACAUUUUUCCACAAUUGCUUACCGCUACAGUGUUGUGUUAUCACCAACCUAAUUCAACCGAAAAUAUACUACUAUACGAAAUCAGAUAUUGAGCCUGCGUGCUGCUGCUGAUUCAAGGAGUCGAGUCCAUGCGAGCUGCCAUCUGAUCCACUCUUAUCAAUGAAGCACGAGAUCAUGGCGGAUGGCCCCAGGUGUAAGAGGAGAAAACAAGCCAAUCCAAGAAGGAAAAACGCGUUGAACUAUGAGAACGUGAUGGAGACCGGCUCUGAGACGGAGGACGAAGACAAGCUGCUGGUCUCGGAGGAGGACGGCCUGCUCAAUGGACUGUGUAGCCCUGCCAGCCUGACCAAUCACGAGGCUGGUUCGCCAAGGGUGGGACACGCCCUGCUGACAAAGGAGGACGAGGACGACGACAUGAGGGACAGCGGUGUGGACCACGUCUGGCAUGACAACGACAUGCUGCACGCCUCCGUCGACGGUACUGAUGAAAUGAAAGAUGAGUACGACACUAUGAGGCCCGAAGCCACUCUACAGUCUGUUGGAAACGGUACAGUUAGGAAUGUUGAUUGCACUUCAGAAUUUGAGGAGUUCUUCUCUAAGCGCAGUAAGCUUCAAGAGGACAGCCACAGCCAUGUGGUGAGCAUCGCUGAGUACCUGCAACGGGGCGACACAGCCAUCAUUUACCCGGAGGCACCCGAGGGAGAGGAGCUGUCCCGGCUGGGCACGCCUGAGGCGCCCGAAGUCAACGGUCAGGAGGAAAAUGACCUGCCACCUGGAACUCCAGAUGCUUUCGCCCAACUGUUGACCUGCCCCUACUGCGACCGGGGCUACAAGCGCUUGACAUCACUCAAGGAGCACAUCAAGUACCGCCAUGAGAAGAACGAGGAGAACUUUGCCUGCCCCUUGUGUAACUACACAUUUGCUUACCGCACUCAGCUUGAGCGACAUAUGGCCACGCACAAGCCCGGCAGAGAUCAGCACCAACUGCUGAACCAGGGGGCUGGCAACCGCAAGUUCAAAUGCACAGAAUGUGGGAAGGCCUUCAAAUACAAGCACCAUCUGAAGGAACACCUGCGGAUUCACAGUGGCGAAAAACCAUACGAGUGCCCCAACUGCAAGAAACGCUUCUCCCACUCAGGGUCCUACAGCUCCCACAUCAGCAGCAAGAAGUGCAUCGGACUGAUAGCGGUCAAUGGCAGGAUGCGCAACAACAUGAAGACAGGCUCCUCCCCGACAUCGGCUUCCUCCUCCCCCACUAACACUGCCAUCAACCAGCUGAGGCACAAGCUGGAGAACGGAAACAGCAAGCCCACGGGACACCAUCAAGACCACAGCAACCACCACCUGAACAUCAAGGCAGAGCCUCUGGACUUCAAUGACUACAAGCUCAUGAUGGCCUCCCACGGCUUCGGCGGACCUGGGCCCUUCAUGAAUGGAGGAAUGGGGGGAAACGGAAGCCCGCUCGGGAUACACGGCUCAGCCCAGAGCCCCAUGCACCACAUGGGAAUGGGGAUUGAGCAACAGCUCCUGGGCUACCCGGCCCUGAGCAACAACCUGAGCGAGGUGCAGAAGGUGCUCCAAAUCGUGGACAACACUGUGUGCAGGCAGAAGAUGGACUGCAAACCGGAGGAGAUCUCCAAGCUCAAGGCUUACAUGAAGGAGCUGGGGAACCAGAUUGAGGAGCAGAAACAGGGAUUGACGUCACACGGGGGCCACCAGAUUGGUCUCCCAGUGGUAAGUCAUAACGGAGCCACUAAAAGCAUAAUCGACUAUACAUUGGAAAAAGUCAAUGAAGCCAAAGCCUGCCUCCAGAGCUUGACCACGGACUCAAAGAGACAAAUAAGCAAUAUUAAACGAGAGAAAUCCAACCACAUGCUAGAUUUAGGUACAGAGGAGAAGAUGCAUGAAAACCACAUUAUGUUUACACCCUUCGCUUGCCAGUACUGCAAAGAAACCUUCCCAGGUCCAAUUCCACUGCAUCAGCAUGAACGUUACCUGUGCAAAAUGAACGAGGAAAUCAAGGCAGUUCUACAGCCUAGCGAGAACCUAAUGCCCACCAAACAGGGUAUGUUUACGGAGAAGCAUGCCCUCCUGCUCUCCUCCAUGCUGUCAGAGAAAAGUCCAAUCAACCCUUACAAGGACCACAUGUCAGUGCUCAAGGCCUACUUUGCUAUGAACAUGGAGCCCAAUUCAGAGGAACUUCUAAAGAUAUCCAUAGCGGUUGGCCUUCCUCAGGAAUUUGUUAAGGAGUGGUUUGAGCAGAGGAAAGUUUACCAGUAUGGCAACCCAAGAACUCCACCACUAGAACAACAACGCAACAACCAUUCAGAUCUGGUUCUGGCUGCGAACAACCACAACCACACUAAAGACUUGAUGGCAGCGAGAUCCCCGGUGUCCAUGAUCAAGUCUGCUGACCGUGACCGCGACCACCAUAUAACAUCCCCCUCCAUUACAGAGCUCCAAAACAAUGUCAACAACUGUGAGAACCAACACAGACUCAUGAAAGCCAACACAUUCAGCGGACACACCAAGCACACGGGCGACCACUCCAAACUGGACCACCACUCGAGGAGCAACACGCCUUCCCCGUUAAACCUCUCCUCCACAUCUUCCAAAAACUCCCACGCUAGCUCGUACACUCCGAACAGCUUGACGUCUGAGGACCUGAACCUCGGCCUCAACCUCAACACCAACCAGUCUGAACAACCACUUGACCUGUCGCUGCCGAAGCCUGUGCGGGAGCCCAAACACGCCGUGACCAUGAGGAGCGGGCCCAAACUGAACAGCAUCGGCCACCACGACCGCUCCGGUGUUCCUUCCCCGCGGGAGCACUUCGAGGAGCCUCUGAACCUGGCCUAUCUCAAGAAGGAGUUCGAAGCCAGGGGGGGCCAGAACCACCACAAUGGAGACCUCAACAAAAGCACUAGUCCCUUGUUCGGGAUGAACCCCUUCGGUGCCAAGCCCAUGUACACGUCACUGCCGCCUCACAGCGCGUUCCCGCCCGCCACCUUCAUGCCUCCGAUGCAGGCCAGCAUCCCCGGGCUCAGGCCCUACCCAGGGCUGGAUCAGAUGGGCUUCCUGCCACACAUGGCCUACACUUAUGCAACAGGAGCAGCUACCUUUGCUGAGAUGCAACAGCAGCAGAGGAGGAAAUACCAGCGAAAGCCAGGUUUCCAGGGGGAGCUACUAGACGGAACAGCAGGUUAUAUGUCAGGACUGGAAGACAUGACAGACUCAGACUCCUGUCUGUCCCGGAAGAAGAUAAAGAAGACAGAAAGUGGUAUGUACGCGUGUGACUUGUGCGACAAAACAUUCCAGAAGAGCAGUUCCCUCCUAAGACACAAAUAUGAGCACACAGGUAAACGCCCGCACCAGUGUCAGAUCUGCAAGAAGGCGUUCAAACACAAGCACCACCUUAUUGAACACUCACGACUGCACUCGGGCGAGAAGCCGUACCAAUGUGACAAGUGCGGGAAGCGCUUCUCCCACUCGGGCUCCUACUCCCAGCACAUGAACCACCGCUACUCCUACUGCAAGAGGGAGGCCGAGGAGAGGGAGGCGGCCGAGAGAGAGGCCAGGGAAAAGGGUCAUUUAGAGCCCACUGAGCUACUAAUGAGCCGGGCCUACUUACAGGGCAUGACUCCUCAGGGCUACCCUGGCCUGGAGGACCGCGAGGGCAUUCUGAGGGACGGAGGGAUGAACGGAGGAAUGAGAGAUCGUCAGAAGGAAGUGGAGGGAACGUACGCCAAGAUAGGACGCAGGGAAGAGGACUUUGAGGAGGAGGAAGAGGAGAGCGAGAACAAGAGCAUGGACACUGAUCCGGACACGUUGAGGGACGAGGAGGAGAACGGGGAGCACUCGAUGGACGAUAGCUCAUUGGACGGGAAAACAGAAACCAAAUCGGAUCACGAGGACAAUAUGGAGGACGGCAUGUAAUAAAACUACUGCAUUUCAAAAGCUUCCCAUCUUACUUUUUCUGUUCAGUGUUGUUACCGCUUGGUUUUUCCAACACACUGCUGUGUUGAAGCUGUACAUGCACGUGCCUGAAGCUUCUAGGAAGCUUUGUAUCGGAGGACUCCUGGGGGGGGGCGGGUGGUUGUGUCUGCCAAAGGAGACAUUGAUUUGAAGUUUUGAUUGGGCUGGGGUGGGUGAGCUGGGGAUUGGUGAGGGAAUCGUGUAAGAGGCUGCAUUAUGCAAAAAUUAAAAAUGAAUAAAGUAAUACAUUUAAAAAAUUGUACAGUAUUAAGGCCUAAAAAUAUGUGUGGUGCUAACAUCCUAAAAACCCUGUGUUCCAUAGUAUUUAUAGCACAAACUAGUGACUUGUACAAAUUGCACUCCGCUACUAUAAUCACUACAAAAUAAUAAAAAAGUAUUGCCUAUGUAUAUAUUUAUACAGUGUUGAAAAAAGCAGUAGUGUCCACACUACAGUUCAUCAGUAUUAUUACUUAUCUUUCACUUAAUGUGUUGUCUAUACUUUUGCCCUGUUGUCAGGCCAGCUAGCCACACAGUUUUAGGCCUCAGAAAUUCUUUAUGUGAAGGAUCUUAACAGAUAUUACCUGUUUGAUUUUAAGAUAUUUAAGUCUUAAAGAGUCCUUGAAAUGAAGGGAUAAACGGUUCGACAAUUAAAGAUGGAAGGGUGACGUGAACAAUGAAGGAGAAAGCCUUUGUAAGGUGUUUUUUGAGAAGAAAAAGCCUUAUAUGCAAACAUUUUAAUCUGUCUGUUUCUGCAAGUGCCAUCCUUGUAUUGUGUAAAAGGAAGGUGACAUGUGUCACUUCUUCACCAGCUUCGGUAUUAAGAAAUAGUUCACCUUGUUCUUUGAAGCACCCAUGUCAGUAUUAGUAUAGGCAGCAGUUCCUUAGUUUUAAUAUGUCUGUGCAAUUUUCAGGGUUGUAUUUUUUUUUUUUCAUUAACUUUUGUCAGUGUUACACCAAACCCUUUUUUUAAACAGCAAAAUUGCAUUCAUUUUAAUUGUAGGUUAAAUAACAUUUUAUUUAUGUGGCCCAUUUUAUAUUUCCUAAUUUUAUUUAUUUCAUACUGUAGUGUACAGUAUUAUAGUUCUUCAAUAUAUAGAUAUAUUUUAGUAAAAAGGAACUUGGCGUUGAUCAUUGGGGCAAAUUUUACGUAAAGAGAGCAUUUAUUGUGUUUUGAAACAUUAAUUGUGAAAUGCGAAUUUUCAACUUUAUUAUUUUGUUUUAUUUCCUUUACUUUCCAAUUACUGGAAAUUCCAAAUUUGGGAACUUUUAUACAAUAUUGUGAAAACACUGUAUUUUCGACUGAAAAGAAUUCCACUUUCUUCAUCUUGUUUUUUUUUUUGCUAAAAAAAAAUGAAGAGGGACUGUUAAGAUACAAUGUAUGAUACCAUGACUGAAGAAAAUCUUUCCUGAAAUGUCUUUGUAAAAGUAUUAUUGAAUUUUUAAUUUGUAAUUUCUCUUGGAAAUGAACAUGCUCGAAUAAAAGUAGCCAAAUUACAGAA